AUGCUUUGGAUCACAUCACCUGCUGUGACCCAGGGUAGCGAUUGGUUUCCUAGUCUACUGGAUCAGUGCGCUUCGUUACAUUUCCAAGGCUUCAUCGGCCUCGAUCAGUUCGCUUCGUUACAUUUCCAAGGCUUCAUCGGCCUCGUUCGUGGGUAGCGAGCCGGUUUUCGAUCACCAAGCUGAUCGUUUGGCUUCAUCUAUUUCUUACCAAGCCACACAAGAACUCUAUCGUAAACAGUGCUUCACUGUUACGUCUCAAAGGCUACGUCGAGCUGAUUGGCUUCGUUUGUCGAAGCGAGCUGUUUUUCGAUUGCCAAGCCGAUCGUUUGGCCAAGCCGAUCGUUUGGCUUCAUUCUAGAUCCACCCAAGCCACACAAGGAAGCUACCCAUUCUAGAUCUACCCAAGCCACACACAAAACCAACGUAACCAGCGCUUUGCUGUGACGUUUCAAAGGCUACAUCACUGCCCUAAACAGUGCUUUGCUGUUGGUUUCCUUGUUGAGCUGUCUUUUUCUGUUCCACUUCUCUUCUCAAUUUGCCUGUCAUGUACAUGUCACAGAUGUUGUAGUUGACCUGGGCCAGAAGUGAGUUUGUGGAAGGAUUCUAUUUCCUCUAUCUCAUUUUCUGACCCAGAGUCCAUCUCUUUUUCUGUUUCACUGUCUUUUUUUUGUUAUGUGUCAAGUCUGAUUAUCAUUACUCAAGCAAUGCUAAU
Messenger RNA from Puccinia graminis f. sp. tritici CRL 75-36-700-3, 712 nucleotides. RefSeq lists its product as uncharacterized. NCBI's taxonomy places the organism in Eukaryota, Fungi, Basidiomycota, Pucciniomycetes, Pucciniales, Pucciniaceae. The coding region runs from base 1 to 156 and encodes 51 amino acids. The transcript is spliced from 4 exons. The record is from RefSeq and is a predicted model, not a curated record.